Molecule: messenger RNA, 2253 nt
Organism: Pediculus humanus corporis (human body louse)
Lineage: Eukaryota; Metazoa; Arthropoda; Insecta; Psocodea; Pediculidae
Exons: 8
Coding region: 1-2253 (750 amino acids)
Cellular component (GO): Cul2-RING ubiquitin ligase complex
Molecular function (GO): protein binding
Source: RefSeq, a predicted model, not a curated record
AUGAAUGUGAAACCAGGAGAAGAUGUACCUGAUUCACUGUUUGAUCAAUGCAUUAAAUACGUAGGACGUAAUUUAAACGUUUUGGCCGAUACUGACCCCGUCUCGGGCUGCCUUCGUUUAAAAAUAGGGUUAACUCUACCAAAUGAAAUAUGUGAUAAGCUGUUGGAAGUGUACCAAAAAGUUGGAGGCGUUGUUGAUGACAAAUUUGUUACUUUAUUUGAAAAUCCUGGAGCAGCCAGAUUGAAGAGAAUUAAAUUAAAAAAUUCUGCAAUUAGUGAUGAUGGCCUAAAGAUAUUAGUUAAUUGUUUACCUGUCGAAUUGGAUAUUUCAAAUUGCAGGGAAUUGACUGAGAAAUCAUUGACUCACAUAAACGAGAGAGGGAUUAAUUUAGUAUCUCUUUCAUUUGGUUUGUUUCCAAAAGUUUUACCUAGAAAUUUAAGAAGCAAAAUAAUAAAAAAUGAUGAAAAAAAUUUUAAUUCUAAUAAUAAUUAUAUUUUAAAAACACCCAACCUGAAAAAGCUAACCAUUCGAAAUUUAAUUGUAGAAAUAAAUUAUUUUGAUCACUUACUAAAACCAUUAGAGAAAUUAACAUAUUUAGAUUUAUCAGGAUGUUACACUCCUGGUGGUCUUACAUUUUUAGUCCUUUUACAAAAUUUAACCUCUCUCAUCUUGUACAAUGUUCAAGAUUUAAAUUCAAGUAUUUCUUGCAUUGAAAAAUUGAAAAAUUUAAAACACUUGGAUAUUUCUAUGCCUCCUCCAACUUGUGGAACUUUUAGAGAUCCAUCUUCUACUCUAGCUUCAUUAGUUCAAAAUCUGCCAAAUUUAAUAUCAUUAGAUAUAUCCGGAACAAACUUAACAGAAAGGGAUUACUCAAACGAAACUAAUGUUAAUAAUGAUGACUGUGAAAUAUGUGGAAUAUCAGGAUUGAGUUCCAGAAUGAAACGACCCUUUGAGUUUUUAGGAUUGUAUAAAACACACCCGGAUUCAUGCAGGAGACCCAAUAUUCCUGCAAAAAGAAUAUCGGGAAAUGCGAAUGAAGAGCAAAUUUUAAUUGCCAUGCAAGCCAAUCUUGACAGAACUGAAGUUUUAGCGAAUGUUUUAAAUAAUUUAUAUGAUUUAUACAGGAAUGAGCAAAGUGAAAAUGUCAAUGAAGCUUUGGUUUUUCUAAUAGAAGCUAUGGAUAGGCACAUACAUGAAAAACAUAUUCAAAUUUCUGGAAGUGCUAUUUUAUUCUACAUGGCAAAUGUUAUUGCGAAUAAAGCAUACUUUUCGCUGAAAAUGAAACGUAGUUUAAUUAGUACUGUCAUAAAUGCUAUGGGUGCUUUUCAAGAUGAUGAAACUGUUAUAAGAAAUGCUUGCCUCACUCUUUUACAAUUUUGUUUACCUGAUGAUUUAAUUUUCGAGUAUGAACGUUUGGUCCUACUUCUUCUGUACAUAAUUUCUGAAGUUGAUGACACAUACGUUUUGAGAAUUAGUUUAUCUUUGUUGAAUUCUUUAGCAUGUCAAGUUGAUGAAUCUCAAAAACAAUUGCUUGGUAAUUUGGGAAUGGUCGAUCAAAUAUUAACAUUGAUAACGGAUCGAUUACAAAGUCAAAUAUGUGAUGACAUUUUGGAAGUUGCCUGGUCAACUUUAUGGAACAUAACAGAUGAAACAAUUGAAAAUUGUCGAAGAUUUCUCGCAGAAAAUGGAAUGGAAUUAUUUUUGGCUUGUCUUUCGAUGUUUCCCAGUAAAGAAGAACUUUUACGAAAUAUGAUGGGACUCUUGGGUAACGUGGCAGAAGUUAAAUUCCUUCGUCCUGUCUUGAUGUCGGAGCGUUUCGUGUCCGUUUUCACGGAAUUACUCGGAUCGGGUUGCGAUGGGAUCGAGGUUAGUUACAAUGCAGCGGGAGUGUUGGCUCACAUGUGUUCUGACGGCGUUGAUUUUUGGACGGUGAAAGAACCUAAAAGAGAAGUAGUUUUAAGAAAAAUUGUUUGGGCUAUAAGAAGAUGGGAUUUGAAUACGGAAAGAAAUAUAAAUUAUAGGUCUUUUCAACCCAUUUUCGGAUUACUCAAAGUAACUCACACCGAAGAAUGUCAAUAUUGGGCAGUGUGGGCUCUCGCUAAUUUGACUACGGUCUAUCGAGAAAAAUAUUGUCCAUUGGUAACGAACGGUGAAGGAAUGGAAUUGCUCGAGGAAUUGGCCAAAGCAAAACAUUCACAUCGAGCGAUAAACAAAUUGGCAAAUAUAGUAAUAAAAAAUUGCAAGGAAACGUAA